UUUUUUUAUUUCCUCUGGUAUCCUGGUGUGUGCGAGUGACUGCGUGAUUGGCUGUGGUGAUGACGGGUUCCCUGUGCAGCCUAGCGAUCCUCCACAGAUGGACACACAGCAAGACUAUGAGAUACUGAGAAAUUAAAUACAGGAAAAGGAAGCAAAAUCAAUGCAAUGUGAGGAGGAGAAAGAGAGAGAGGCAAGGAAACUGAACAAGCGAAUGUGAGCGAUGGAGAGAGGGAGGCUGUGUGAGCAUUGACGAGAGAGAGAGAGAGGGGGAGAGAGAGAGGGGGAGAGAGCUGCGCUGCAGUAGCAUCCCACAGCAGACGGCUGAGGACUGCCGGUGUGUGUGUGACUGCACUGCUGAAGAGGAGGAGGAGGAGGAGGAGGCAGAGGGUGAGCACGCUCGCAGACUCUGCAGGGCCAUAGAGGAACACACAGCAGCAGCGGCAGCGCUAGUGUUGGCCGGCACCAGGUAGAAGUCCCAGCACCCUCACCUCGUAGACCACCGCCGUUGGAUCUGGACACGUCAACACUGCCCAGACCCCCGCAACCAACGCCAUGGCACAAGCCGCCAAACAUCUCCGCAAGAACAAGGAUUUAGAAGCCCAGUUAGAGGCGGAGCGCAAAGAGAAGGAGGAUCAGAGGGCCAAAAAGAGGAGUCGCUCGCGGGAUAAAAAACGCAAGGCCCACGCAGUGCAUCGCUGGCUAAUCGAUCAGGACAGUAGUGUGAGCUCUGAGAUGCCGGAUGGCCAAGGAGUAUGGCACUAUGAUGAUGAAGCAGAUGCUGGCAACAGUUUUCUCCGAGCGUCCCGAUCUGGCAACCUGGACAAGGCCCUGGAACAUAUAAAAAAUGGCAUCGAUAUAAAUACAGCCAAUCAGAAUGGGCUAAACGGACUACAUCUGGCCUCGAAAGAAGGCCACGUCAAAAUGGUGCUGGAGUUACUCCACAAUGGGAUCGUGCUGGAGACCACUACAAAGAAAGGGAACACGGCCCUGCACAUUGCAGCCCUGGCAGGGCAGGAGCAGGUGGUCACAGAGCUGGUUAACUACGGGGCCAAUGUCAACGCUCAGUCCCAGAAGGGUUUCACUCCACUCUACAUGGCUGCACAAGAAAACCAUCUAGAGGUUGUGAAGUUUCUUCUGGAGAACGGAGCCAAUCAGAGCAUUCCAACUGAGGAUGGAUUUACUCCUCUCGCCGUGGCUCUUCAGCAGGGACAUGAGAAUGUCGUAGCCCUGCUCAUCAACUAUGGCACCAAAGGGAAAGUCCGCCUUCCUGCGCUGCACAUUGCUGCGCGUAACGAUGAUACACGCACAGCCGCAGUGCUUCUGCAGAAUGACCCCAAUCCUGACGUACUCAGCAAGACUGGAUUCACACCCCUCCACAUUGCUGCACACUAUGAAAACUUGAACGUAGCUCAACUGCUGCUUAAUAGAGGAGCCAAUGUCAACUUCACCCCAAAGAAUGGUAUCACUCCUCUGCACAUUGCAUCCAGACGGGGAAACGUGAUCAUGGUCCGACUCCUGCUGGACAGAGGAGCUCAGAUUGAUGCCAAGACUAAGGAUGAGCUAACUCCUCUGCAUUGUGCAGCCAGAAAUGGUCAUGUCAGGAUUAUAGAGAUACUACUGGAUCAUGGAGCCCCCAUCCAGGCAAAGACCAAGAAUGGCCUGUCUCCAAUCCACAUGGCAGCACAGGGGGACCACAUGGACUGCGUCAAGCAGCUUCUGCAGUACAACGCAGAGAUAGAUGACAUCACACUGGACCACCUUACCCCUCUGCAUGUGGCGGCACACUGCGGCCACCACCGCAUGGCCAAAGUACUGCUGGAUAAAGGGGCCAAACCCAACUCUCGGGCAUUGAAUGGCUUCACUCCUUUGCAUAUUGCGUGUAAAAAGAAUCACAUGCGUGUGAUGGAUCUCCUGCUUAAGCAAUCUGCGUCAUUAGAGGCGGUGACUGAGUCGGGCCUGACCCCCUUACAUGUGGCAUCAUUUAUGGGUCAUCUCAACAUUGUGAAGAUCCUGCUUCAGAAAGGUGCUUCUCCGAGCGCCUCCAACGUGAAAGUGGAGACUCCUCUCCAUAUGGCGUCUCGGGCAGGACACUAUGAGGUGGCAGAGUUUUUACUGCAGAAUUCAGCACCAGUGGAUGCCAAGGCCAAGGAUGACCAAACUCCUCUCCAUUGUGCCGCUCGGAUGGGCCACAAAGAGUUAGUGAAUCUGUUGCUGGAGCAAAAAGCCAACCCCAACUCCACCACCACAGCUGGCCACACACCCCUACACAUUGCUGCCCGGGAAGGUCAUGUACAAACCGUACGCAUCCUACUGGACAUGGAGGCUCAACAGACCAAGAUGACCAAGAAAGGCUUCACUCCGCUCCAUGUGGCCUCAAAGUACGGCAAGGUGGAUGUUGCAGAGCUGUUGUUGGAGAGAGGAGCAAACCCUAAUGCUGCCGGGAAGAAUGGUUUGACUCCGCUGCAUGUUGCUGUACAUCACAAUAACCUGGAUGUUGUUAACUUGCUUGUCAGCAAAGGAGGAUCGCCACAUAGUGCAGCCAGGAAUGGCUACACCGCCCUCCACAUAGCAUCCAAGCAGAACCAGGUGGAGGUGGCUAACAGCCUGUUGCAGUACGGCGCUUCGGCCAAUGCUGAGUCACUGCAGGGAGUUACACCUCUCCACCUGGCCUCGCAGGAAGGAAGGCCCGACAUGGUCUCCCUGCUCAUCUCCAAACAGGCCAAUGUCAACCUUGGAAACAAGAGUGGAUUAACACCCCUGCAUCUGGUGGCGCAGGAAGGACAUGUUGGCAUUGCAGAUAUUCUAGUGAAGCAAGGAGCUUCAGUCUAUGCUGCAACGCGGAUGGGUUACACCCCUCUCCACGUAGCGUGUCACUAUGGCAACAUCAAGAUGGUGAAGUUCCUCCUGCAGCAACAGGCCAACGUCAACAGCAAAACAAGGCUUGGUUACACUCCUCUGCACCAGGCGGCCCAGCAGGGACACACAGACAUUGUGACACUGUUGCUGAAGCAUGGAGCUCAGCCCAACGAAACAACAACAAAUGGUACUUCAGCCUUGGCCAUCGCUAAGAGGUUGGGCUACAUCUCUGUGAUUGACGUCCUAAAGCUCGUCACUGAGGAGACAGUUUCCAUGACGACCACAGAGAAACAUCGCAUGAGUUUCCCAGAAACAGUGGAUGAGAUACUAGACGUCUCUGAGGACGAAGGAAUUGCACAGCUAACUUUAGGAGAGGAGCUCUUGGGGACAGAAGGGGCCAGGUACAUGAAGAUGGAUGACAUGAAAGACCAUGAUGACGAUUUCCUCUCCCCCAAGAAAUCACUGGAGUACGAGAGAGGGCUGGGCACAGCGAAUUACUCACCAGCCAUUCCCAGGAUCCCCCGAGUCUCUCCAGAGACCGUUAUCCUGAAAGAACAUGAGAUGGAUCAGCAACACACUCCACUUCCACUGCCCAAAGAAUAUGAUGAGGACUCACUAAUUCCCAGCAGCCCGGCAACUGAGACGUCAGACAAUGUCAGCCCAGUUGCCAGUCCCAUACACACCGGGUUCCUGGUCAGUUUUAUGGUAGAUGCUCGAGGCGGCUCAAUGCGAGGCAGCAGGCAUAACGGUCUGCGUGUCAUCAUACCUCCGCGAACCUGUGCGGCACCAACCCGCAUCACCUGCCGCCUGGUGAAGCCGCAGAAGCUGACCAGCCCCCCUCCACUGGUGGAGGGAGAGGGGCUGGCCAGCAGGAUCAUCUCCCUGGGUCCAGCCAGUAUGCAGUUUUUGGGACCGGUGAUUGUGGAGAUCCCCCACUUUGCUGCUCUGGGUCGUGGUGACCGGGAGCUUGUGGUGCUGAGGAGUGAGAAUGGCUCAGUCUGGAAAGAACAUCGCAAUCGUUACGGUGACGAGGUGCUAGAAACAAUCCUCAACGGGAUGGACGAGGACUUAGAAAGUCAAGAGGAACUCGGGAAGAAGCGAAUCCGCCGCAUCAUCUCCACCGACUUCCCCCUUUACUUCGCCGUUGUAUCACGAGUCCAGCAAGAGAGCGACCUGAUUGGACCAGAGGGUGGUUCCCUGACAAGUAAACUGGUGCCACUGGUCCAGGCCACGUUUCCUGAGACGGCAGUCACAAAACGAGUCCGCCUGGGGCUGCAGGCUCAGCCAGUUCCAGAUGAGCUGGUUGCAAAGCUGCUGGGUAACCAGGCAAACUUUAGCCCCGUGGUCACUGUGGAGCCUCGGCGGCGCAAGUUCCACCGGCCAAUCGGCCUCUGUAUACCCCUGCCCCCGUCCUGGAAGGAGAGCCCGCGAGACUCUGGGGAGGGCGACACCACCAGUCUGCGCCUGCUUUGCUCUGUCAUAGGUGGCACGGCACCAGCCCAAUGGGAAGACAUUACUGGCACCACCAAGCUUAUGUACGCUAACGACUGUGCCAGUUUCACAACCAAUGUUUCAGCACGAUUCUGGCUUGCAGACUGUCCUCGGACAGCCGAGGCCGUCUCCUUUGCCAACCUGCUCUACAGAGAGCUGUCAGCUGUACCCUACAUGGCCAAGUUUGUGGUGUUUGCAAAGAUGAACGAGCUGCGUGAAGGCCGCCUACGCUGCUACUGCAUGACUGACGAUAAGAUGGAUAAAACCCUGGAACAACAUGAGAACUUUACGGAGGUGGCUCGCAGCAGAGACAUAGAGGUGAUGGAGGGAAUGCCGCUUCACCUGGAGUGUUCAGGGAAUCUGGUGCCUGUGAGGAAGGCCACCCAGCAGCCUCGCUGCUUCAGCUUCCAGGCCUUCAGAGAUAACCGACUUCCCGUCUCUGUCAAGGUGAGAGACAGCAGUAAAGAGCCCACUGGAUUUCUGUCUUUCCUGCGCAAGUCCACCAAAUACGAGGACAGCCAACAUGUGCUCUGUAACCUCAACAUUACCAUGCCUCCAUGUAUCAAGCAGAUUGUUGGGAGUGAAGACAGGAGGCGAACUCUGACUCCGCUGGCUUUAAGAGAAAGAUACAGCGCCCUAAAUGAACCUGCUAUGGCAUCAAUGAGUGCCAUGGAGAGGACAGAGCUGAAGAUGGCUGUGAUUGCAGAGCAGUUGGGAUUGAGCUGGGCUGAGUUGGCGCGCGAGCUUCAGCUCAGCGUGGAUGACAUCAAUAAGAUCCGCGUGGAGAAUCCCAACUCGCUGUUGGAGCAGAGCUCUGCACUGCUUAACCUGUGGGCCACCCGUGAGGGCAAGAGGGCCAAGAUGGAGAGCUUGUACGCAGCUCUGAAGAGUAUCGACCGUAUGGACAUAGUCAACAUGUUGGAGGGCCAGCCACCCCAGCCUGCGAGACAAGGUGCCCGUGAUCUCAAUAGACGCCGACACAAUGAGCGAGAGCACAUCUCGCCUGGUAUGACGAAUGGUUAUGGGCUCGCGCAGGAAGAGCUUCUCUCACCGGCAUCCAUGCAGUACAGCCUGCCCUCCCCGCUGGGUUCUGAGCCUUACUGGCAGGAAGUCUCCAGUCUGGACUGUGCUCCCAUUGCCACCACAGAGGAAGACACCCUCAUGGAGAUGUCUGAUGUGCAGGUGUGGCCCUCAGGCAACAGCCCAUCCCUGGUGCCUGUGGAGGACUCCUCAUUGGAGUGCAGUAAUGCUGACGAUUCAGAAGGUCUGCUGGGGCUGCCAUAUGGAAGUCUGGGUCGGCCGGCCAGUCAGGCCAGCGCAGCCAGCGGAGGGGGUGGGGUGCUGAGUGGCUCCAUUGAGUUACCCGAAGACGAUUCAGAGAUGGGCGUUGACUCGCUCAGCACUGCUACGCCAGCCUCGCUUGGUGGCACCAUCGCUGGCAUCAAUCUUAACGGGCUGAACAAUGGUCAGGGGUCAGAGGCGAGUUCGGAUGCAUCAGCACUCACCAGUACGACUGGUGGAAAUGGAGCUGGAGGAGGAGGAGGAGGUGGAGGAGGGCCGGGCUCAGUGGAAGGGCUUUCUCUUGUUGCAGGACAGCAAAGGGUGUAUGCUCGACUGAGUGAGUCACCUGGUCUGAGCUGUGUUGCAGAUCGGAAUGGAGACAGUGGUGAACUGGAGCCUUUUUUGAACCUUUUUUGCAGAAGAAGUGACACUAAGAGGUCAGGUAAUGGUGGAAACGGAGGUGGUGGAGGCUCUUUCCUUUCCUACCUGCAGGAACAGACAGGCCCGGGAUGGAUCCCUGUCACUGACCCUACACAGGCCUGGGUUGGCAGUCAGCCUAAACCCAGACAGGCCAUGGACACCAUGAUGUCAACAGUAUGUAACGCCGUCGAUGGAGACCAGUCCCACAUGUCCCAGGAGGCCUUGCUUCAGCCUGUGAGGGACAUGGGGCACUCGGAGAUCUUACGAGGGCACUUCAGAGGUACCCAGCCAUUUGAAAAGGGUUUGGGCUUCCCACACAGAGUACCAGAGCUGAGGGCCUGGGAUGACGUGCGCCUGAAGGGCCAGGGCGAUGAGGUUGAAGAUCUUCCUGGGGAGCAUGUAAGCGAGGAACAGUUCACGGAUGAACAUGGAAACAUUGUCACAAAAAAGAUUGUGCGUAAGGUUGUGCGCAGAGGGAAGGGUACAGGUGAGGAGGGGGUUCAGGAGGUGAGCGUGGAGGGUUCUCUGCAGGACGCCAACGAGCUGGAGCUUGAUGCUGAGCAGUUCAUGAGCUACGCCAUCCUGGGCCGGGACAGCAGCAAGCCCGAUACUGUGGAUGUGAAGAAAGGUGCUCAGAUAGUGAAAUGUGCCAGUCUGCGGAGAGUUAAGCAGUGAGGCAGACUGAGUGCUGCGUCCCCGCAGAGUUCUCCGCAGGAUUCAACCCCUUCACCAAAACCAUCCUACAUGGACACAUGACCAGCAGCAGCUGACAGGAGGAAGAACAUACAUAAAAAGGCAGACAGACAGAAAUGAAGGGCAACAGACACCAACGCUAUGACAACCACAGCGGCUCUGCCGACUAUCAGCACGCACCGGAAGAGAAGGAUGCGGAUUUACUUGUAGUUUUUAUUACCUUUUUUUUUUUUUAAAAGAAACCGUGGAAAAAAAAAACAUCUACUACUAGGCUAGAAGCAUGAUUUCGUAUAAAACAAAAACCAAACACAAACAAAAAAAAAUCUAGCAACCAAAACGUGCUUCCUGUUAUCUGUAUCAGCAUGAGUGACUGCUGCCGCAUGGCCUGUCUUUAACUACAAAUACUGAGGGAAUACAAGGGGAGGGUAAAAGGGUGGGGAGGGAUGGGGAGGAGACACUGCUGUGUGGGACAGGCAUGCAAUGUGGGGUAUGGUCAAUCACUGACCCGUUUUCUAAACCAACAGGGGAAAGUGUAUCAGUCAAAAAAAGGGAGACUAAAAUACUGAGAAAUACAUAAUCUCUAGGCAACAGGUUACUCCCCCUCCUUCCUGCCACACUCUUCCAGCUAAGAGCAUCACAAACUAGUUUUAAACCUGUCCCAGUGCUCUCAAAGUCCAGCAAAGCUACAAUUAUCACCCAAGGAUAUCUGUGUUGUACAUAAUAUCGUAUGCACUAAAAAUGCUCUACGUGACUGUGUGUUACGUGUGUUGUUUAUGUUCUGAGGUCCCUAUGCGAUGCCACUGAUGCUGCUGUUUCAGGUACAUAAGAAUUUCCUCCCUGUUUUUUCUCGUUUGGUUCGUUUGGUCUGAACGUAUAUAUUAUUCUAUAUAUCUUGAGAUCUUUGUGGGUACAAGAACAAGCAAAUGUUGUGUCGCUCUGCCUGUUUUAAACGUCAGAUUUUUGUGUGUCAGGUUGUCUGUUUCUUUGUGCUUUUCAUGUGCUUUUCACCCCUUUGCUUUUGACAUGUCAAACAGUAGAGGGAAAACAUACUAUAUGAGUCAUUUACUGUACUGUGGGUUUUUGAGCUUUGGGAGGCAGGUCUCUGCAGUGAACCUGCCUCCCCGACCUUCCCUCAGAGUGGUUUGCCUUGUGGAGAGGAUGACAAUGAGAUAUAUGGUGAGUGAAAGAUUAUCACGAGAGAUUAACCUACUCUACCAUCCCACUCCUCCGCCUUUUCUUGUCCCCCAGUGUGCUGUAUCCUUGUGAGGUUUUGUGUUAAUCAGAUGUCUGUCUGAGCCAAAAUCCCAGUACACCCACAAUCUUGCCCUUAUCGCCCUACCUCCACCCCUCACCCCAUCCAGUCAGCCUCUCAGAGUAGAUGUAGCAGUCCUGCCCACCUCCAGCUGGGGGCAGGAUCCCACCUUCAGCAGUGUCUGAUUGACCUCAUCAUGCAGUAUAUAUAUAUAAUACCACCACACAUAAGGUGCACUUAUACACCAUCUCAACACCACCACUACCACCACAAGAAGAUGUCACUUGAUGAGGGUAAAGUAGCUGAAAUGCUGGUAAUAAUGUAGCACUGGUUUGACUAGGUAAAAGAUGAAGAGUCAGCUGGAGAAAGGAAAAGUGUCGCGCCGAGGGUCGAGGACGUGUUGAGCUUUGAUGUUUGUCUCCUUGGCAAUUCUUUGGAGUGUAGCAAAGACAGUCAGUCACCAAUCACUGUGAUGAGAAACUGUAAUACUGACCCGCAACUGUGAGCCUGACCCUUCCUGAAGCGUGUCUCUUGUUUCACUCCUUUUUCUUUUUGUCUUUCUUCUUUUUUUUAUGAUUUACUGUCUUAACUGUACUUCAGCAGAAGCAAUAAGUGCUUACAAGAAGGAAGGAUUGUUUGUGUGAGUGUGUUUGACUGUGUGUUUGGUUUGAGUGUUGACAGAGAGAGAAAGAGGAUUUUAGGAUCAUAGUUUAUGUUCUUCCUAAGAUCGGGCUUUCAAUCUGGUAAUCACAGCUUUAGGCUACUCCUCACUCCACUCAGAAAUGAUGUCAGUACAUUAUUAUCCAACAUUUCAUCACUUUGUCUUUCUAGAAGAAAAACACACUAAGUUUUACACUAAGAUUGGGCAAAUACUGGUAUGAUUUAAUACCAGCCAUCCCAUCUGCAAAGUGCCCAGUGUCUGUUUUUGUUACUCAUCAGGGAAUGUAGGCAUGUUGAGUCAUAGUUUUUAAACCUUAAUGGCAUUCAUAUGCACCUUGAAAGAAAUCCUAUUUUAUGUGUGUUUGUGUGUGCGCGUGCGUGUGUGUGUGAUUUUAAUUACGUAUUCAGUCCUGGAUAUUAGGAUACUAGGAGUUGUGAUAAUAUCACAGGAAGUAAUACUGCAAACAGACAGAGAGCAGAAGCUCUCAGAUUAUACGUGUAACGCUAACUCACAUAUUUUUUUAAAGUUGAUUUACCUCAAUAAGCGUGCCAUCUCACACGAUAUGAAUUACCUACAUGCAUUUAGUUCAAACAUUUAUGUAAGACAUUGAAUGCUUUGUUAUGGAGAAAAGUCACAAGAAACGUUGCAAUAAUCACCCAACAAUAAGUGUUUGUUUAGUACGGCUUCACAGCCAGAGAUGAUGAAUGUAAGGUCUUGGUAUACUGUAAGUCUUGUUAUAAAGUAGUCAUCUGUGUUGGCUCUGUACUUUAGUAGAUGAUAGGGUAUUCACUCUGUUGUUUCAACUCAAUAUCUGCUGUCCAUCAUCAACAUUCAUUGUAAACAUGCAUACAAAUCAUGUAAGAGGAGAGAUUUAAAGAGAGAGGGUUUUGGACACUUUAACAAAUAUCCCUUCGUCAGAUAUUAUUUCUAUUUUAUUAUCUUUUUUAAUAACCACAAAAAGUUAGAUGUCAAACAAGGUUACACAGCAGUGUAACCGUGUACUUUACCCCUUAUGUUAUAGCAUACGGUUUGCUCUCUAAGGGCUCAUAAUUAUGGUAUGCCUGGGUUGGUUUCUGAAGCAGGGGCCGCUUAUAGAACCACUGCUGAUGUCAAGGUUAGAGCAAAAAGGGGGCAGAGAGGAUGUCUUAUUUAAAAAAAAAAAAAAGACAAUAAGGUAGAUGGAGUUGUGGGGAGGCUUGGUGGCUCCGACGGCUAGUCUUUCAAGAUGACAAGCAUUUUUCCUCAACACAACCUUCCCCUAAUUUCUACUUUCUACCCCCCUUACGAAAAAUAUUAGACUGAGCCGAUUCUAAGGCUUCCACAUGGUUACAGUUUGAACGCGGUUUCAAAGGAGGAGUCCUAACUAAGUGCAAGCAGAGGGAGGAGUGGUUAGACCAGAAAAUUCAGUCCUGCACUGAGGGACUACUGAGAUGAUGCCAUGCACCAAGUUCAUGCAAAAAUAUUAACUGUUGCAAAAACUAGAGAACACAUGUAUAUUCCUUUAGAAUGGAUUGAAGACAUUAUUAACGCAAUAGCAUAUUACUCAAUACUAAGGAAUGCAACUGCGCACAUGCACAGAAAAUGUUUUUAACAUAAAAAGGCUAUAUAUAUAUGAAAUAUAUGAAAAUAUAUAUAUAUAUAUUUACUUAGAAUGCUAUGCACCCUUACUUGUCAAAUGGGAUCCUAGUUAUGUUAUGGAUGUACUUUUAGCAUCAUACAGCUGUAGCUACCAAGAGACUGUUGAGUUCUGGGUAAUGCCUGCAACCUGGGGAUAAAUAGGGGUCUUGUGGGUAUUUUAACCUGUUUUGUUUGCUUUU
Messenger RNA from Larimichthys crocea (large yellow croaker), 10471 nucleotides. RefSeq names its product ankyrin 1, erythrocytic a (gene ank1a). The record is from RefSeq and is a predicted model, not a curated record. Gene Ontology annotation, molecular function: protein binding. NCBI's taxonomy places the organism in Eukaryota, Metazoa, Chordata, Actinopteri, Sciaenidae. The transcript has 47 exons. Gene Ontology annotation, biological process: signal transduction. The coding region runs from base 553 to 6723 and encodes 2056 amino acids.